AUGUGUUCUGUUCGUGGAGUUCCUGGUGGUUCAAAAAUGCAUACAAGUAAUUUGCUGAGCUCUGGAGCUCUAAAAGAUAUAAUGAGUUUCGUCAAGUUCUCCAAAGAAGUGCCAUUUUCCAAACCAAUUCCAUCAAAAAAUCCCGAAGUAACCACUGAUUCUGGCACAUCAACAUGUUGCUUAGAGGAAGCAAAACCAAAAGGGUUGCAUAUACCAAGUUGGCUCCUAGAUUUUCCUAAGGAAAGCUUAUAUAAAACGUCUGAAGGGGGUUUAGUAAAGGGGAGGAAAGUUAAGCAUACCUCAUGA
Messenger RNA from Lathyrus sativus (Indian pea), 306 nucleotides. The record is from the annotation of a GenBank genome assembly. Lineage: Eukaryota; Viridiplantae; Streptophyta; Magnoliopsida; Fabales; Fabaceae.